UAUGCUCCCACAUAUUCCACCUCCAAAUCCCUUUCUUUGCUGGAUCCCCUGCUCUAACACCUAACCCCGCCGCACGCUUCGACUUGCUUGCCUGCCUAUAUUACUCUGCGCCUCAACGAUCGAUCUUAUGGCUUCACUAAUUCUCCCUGCGUAGACACUAGACAGCACAGCAGUUACAGACGCAUUACCUACAUAGGCGACGAUGAAGUUCGGUAAGCGGCUGAAGAAGCAGAUCGAGGAGAGCCUGCCGGAGUGGCGCGGCCAGUUCCUAAGCUACAAGGAGCUCAAGCGCCGCGUCAACGCCGUCCCCUCUCCGUCUCUCGCUGCCGCUGCCACCGCCGAGGCCGAGUUCCUCGCCCUCCUCGACGCCGAGGUCGAUAAGUUCAACGCCUUCUUCCUCGAGCAGGAGGAGGAGUUCAUCAUCAGGCAGAGGGAACUGCAGGAGAGGAUCGAGUGGGCGGCCGCUGCGAAGGCGGCGGCGCCGGAGGUCGAGCACGCGGCUGAGAUCGCCCGCCUGCGGAGGGAGGUGGUCGACUUCCACGGCGAGAUGGUGCUGCUCCUCAACUACAGCAGCAUCAACUACACGGGCCUGGCCAAGAUCCUCAAGAAGUACGACAAGCGCACCGGCGGCGUGCUCCGGCUGCCAGUCAUCGCCAACGUGCUGCAGCAGCCCUUCUUCACCACGGAGCUCAUUUCCAAGCUCGUCAAGGACUGCGAGGCCAUGAUGGAGGCCGUCUUCCCGCUCCCGCCGCAGCAGCUGGUGGAGCGUAAGACUCUCGCCGUCGCAGAGCAGAGCAUCUUCCGCAACACCGUUGCCGCGCUCCUCACCAUGCAGGAGGUGCGCAGCGGCAGCUCCACCUACGGCCACUUCUCCAUGCCGCCCAUGUCCCCAAUGGCGGAUUCCGACUGGCUGCUCCAGUCCUUCCAGCCGCCCUCGCCAUUGAUCCCCACGUAGUGACUGACGAUCAACUCGCACAUAAUUAAAGCAAUGUGUAAUUUCCUUUGUCAGGAAAUGCUCAA
Molecule: messenger RNA, 1020 nt
Organism: Lolium rigidum
Lineage: Eukaryota; Viridiplantae; Streptophyta; Magnoliopsida; Poales; Poaceae
Product: SPX domain-containing protein 5-like
Exons: 2
Coding region: 203-955 (250 amino acids)
Biological process (GO): cellular response to phosphate starvation
Source: RefSeq, a predicted model, not a curated record